Molecule: messenger RNA, 726 nt
Organism: Drosophila yakuba
Lineage: Eukaryota; Metazoa; Arthropoda; Insecta; Diptera; Drosophilidae
Gene: LSm-4
Product: COMM domain-containing protein 5
Exons: 3
Coding region: 57-674 (205 amino acids)
Cellular component (GO): nucleus
Source: RefSeq, a predicted model, not a curated record
AGUUUCCCAUUCCUAGUUUGUUUAUGUUUUGUACAAAAUAUCUUUGAAUAUGCAUCAUGUCGUCUUCGUUUAGAUAUAAUCUGUUAAGGAGUGUCAAGCCAUACACUCCAUUCACUCCGCAACUGACUAAGUCCAUGUUGCGAGUCCUUAUUCAAGUGUCUGUGCACUAUAUCGAAUCAAAAAAGUCCUCUUCGGAAGUCCUUUCCCUAGCACUAAACAAACUGACAAAUGGAGGACAUAAAAUUCCUCCAAACUUUUGUGAACUUUUCACGAUGAUUUUCUUGAUGAUGCAAAUCUUUUUAAGAUAUCCCAAGGGAGUGGUAAAACAUCAUGAGCUGCGAAAAUGUUUAAUGGACGAUUUAAAUUUAACCGAAGAAUAUGUUGAUGAUAUUUGCAAGGUUUUGCUAAACCAUCGAGACAUAUUGAGCAAGAACUUUUCAGAAACUAAAAUGAACCGUGUCAAAAUGUCAAAGUUGCAAUGGAGAAUUAACAUUUCUCUAUCGUUAAAUACCGUGCAAAUUGAUAAGCCUACAAUAGUACUCCACUUCAAACUCCAAAAUAAGGAAUAUCGAACUCUAGAAUUGCCACUGUCUAUGUUUCAACAAGUCCGCUAUAAUAUUGCGCUUUUACUAAAUGAAUUGCAGUCAUUGCAAGGCCGGUUGGCUUUAAAAUAAUUAACUUGUUCUGUUGUCCACUUAGUAAAAUAAUACAACCCAAUUACAAAAA